UCCAGACGUGCUGUGAAAACAACAGGUCAGUUCCAGCUCUUGUCCGUUACUCUUUAACGGCCAACUUUGUUGCGCGUACUCGCUGCUUUUUUAAUAUUAUAUAUCUAUUUGAAACCAACGAUUAAUAGACUCUUGAUCGACGAAGGCAGCUGCUGUAAUAUCGUGUAUGUCUGGCCGGGAAAAAGUCUAUAGUUUAUUUCGUCUUUUCCACGUCGUCGUGUAGAAACUCGAAAGCCCAGGGCUACUAUUAGAUACUUUCCUUGUGUGUGUGUGGCGGCCAAGAAUAACGUCGUUUCUUUUCUUCCUGUUAUUUGUCUCGUCCGGAUUUACACGACCGACUUUUUUUCCCACUUUUCCUUCGAUGGCGCUGACGGAGUGAGUCGGCCAACCAACGUCCAUUGGUCGUCCCCCCGAAAAUCGUAAUUUUUGUGUGUCUGUGUGUUGGUGGUGGUGUAGUGACAAACUCCCCCCCUACCGACGUCUGCCAGCAGCAGAAGGGCCCAACUUGACUUCUGGUUUUUAGAAAAGAAAAAAGAAAAAAAAAAGAAAUAAAAAUAAUCUCCCGAGAGAGAGAGAGAGACAAUUUCACGCCGGAACUUGUUCUCAGUUCGGUAGGAGGUGUGAAGUGAUAUGGCGGCUCACGGGACGAACGGACGGGCUCCCAAAAGACCCAGGACUGAUCAGCAGCAGGAUAAUGCCCAGCGUGUAAGUUUGUGAGUGUGGUUGAUUGCCUGCCUGCCCCCCUCCUUCUUCCUAUAGACGACACAGACGAAAGUUUGGGGCUCGAUAAGCUGCUGCUGCUGCUCUGCUGCUGCUGCUGCUGCCCACCACGAAAAAGUUUGAAAUCGAUCAGUUGUGACAAGUCGGCGAAACCUCGCAUGACAGGCCGGGAUUAGCACACGACUGACGUCCAACUAGCAGCUGUGCGGUCCAUCCAGAAAUGUUGCCCCAUAACUGGUAUGGUGGAGAGCGUGGAGGUGGCUGGGAGUUCAAGGAGGAGGACGGAGGAUUCAAAAAGAAGGACUUUCCCGAGAACCACAUCUUGCUGUUCACCAUCGUGAACCCGGUCUACCCAAUCACAGUGGAUGUGCUGCACACCAUCACCCAGGCCUUUGGAGAAGUCCUACGCAUCGUCAUCUUCAAGAAACACGGCGUCCAAGCCAUGGUCGAGUUUGCCAAUGUGGAUAUGGCAAGGGCUGCCAAAGAAGGUCUAGAUGGAGCUGACAUUUAUUCCGGCUGCUGCACCUUGAAAAUCGAAUACGCUAAGCCAACCAGGUUGAAUGUCCACAAAAACGAUUCAGAGACGUGGGAUUACACGACACCUACACCGGGAGCAGAUUCACAAAGACAGAGGCCAGCACCGUUAUUACCGGAACCUGCUGGCGGACCUCAGGGAUUCCGGGGAUCACCCGAGUAUGGACGGACGGCGGAACGACACGAGAACGGAUUCGGUGUCCGGCAGGGGCGUGACGGCGCCACGCCGAGGUUCGACUACGAGGAAAGUGCCGGCGGGGCUGGCGGGCGGUUCGGUGGUGAGCCGUCACGGUCCAUUGGAGGCGGCAGAGCUCCCGGCCAGAGGUUUGGCGGUCAACCCGGCGGUCCGCCCGUCCAGAGCCGGGGCUCGCGGGGUGUCGUGGACGCCACUGACGGCCCCCAAGAAGGCGCCGUCCUCAUGGUCUACGGUCUCAACAUGGAGAAGAUGAACGCCGACCGGCUCUUUAAUCUCCUCUGUCUCUACGGAAACGUCUUUAAAAUAAAAUUUCUCAAAACCAAAGAAGGCUCGGCUAUGGUUCAGAUGGGCGAUGCCCCUUCGGUCGACCGGGCCAUUUUUUACCUCAACGGCCUGGAUUUCUUCAACACGAAAAUGAACGUCAAUUAUUCCAAACAGGCCUUUUUGGCGGACGUGUCGAUGCCGUACGACCUGCCGGACGGGACGCCUUCCUUCAAGAGUUUCGUCAACAGCAAGAACAAUCGCUUCCUCAACUCUGACAUGGCCUCGAAAAAUCGACUGCAGCCGCCUUGCAAAGUCCUCCACUUCUACAACACUCCGCCCGGCCUCACCGAGGAGGACCUGCGCAAAGUUUUCGAAGAGAACGGAACGGCUUUCCCCGCCGAUAUCCGGCUCCUGCAGAACAAGAGUGAAAAAAGUUCGUCCGGCCAUUUGGAGUUUAGCACGCUCCAGGAGGCCGUCGAAGCCCUCGUCAUCUGCAACCACAUUCCCCUUUCCGGCGCCAAUGUCAAAUGGCCCUAUACGACUAAAUUGUGUUUUUCGACCCCACGGCCUGGCCAAGCCGAGCAGACGCAGUGAUGAUGACCACACAUGUACACACAAGUUUAUCAAACCAAACCAGGAGCUUGACCAAAAUGAUUUUUCGUCAGAUGAUUCAGAAAACUUAACCAGAAAAAAAAAAGUUGAAUUUUUUUUUUCCUUUUGUUCGAGAGAUAAAAACAAAUUUAGGAAGAAUGUUGAUAGGAGCCCACAGCUGAAGUUCAUUUCAAGAGAGACGGAGAAGAAGACAACACAAUUGACGAGGCAUUUUGUUAUAACAUGUAAAACACAUACACGAGUCGCGCAGAGAGAGAGUGAAGCACUACCUCCAAAAAUUCAGAAUGAUUCAAGUCAAACACACAGAUUUAAUUUUUUUUUCUAAUUUCUCCCCCAUUUUUUCGUGUUCUUAAUUUGUUUUUUUCUUUUGGGUUACAUUUCCCCCUUUUUUUCGCAUGCCAUAUCUCGGUGUAAUAUUUCUUUCAUUUUUUUUUUCUGAAAUUGUUGACAGACUUUGGGUAAAAACGUUGACUGUUGAAAAACGAGAAAAUUAAGUACACGCGUGUUUUUUUUCGUGUU
This is a messenger RNA of Daphnia pulex (common water flea), 2845 nucleotides long. It is a transcript of the gene sm, whose product is annotated as heterogeneous nuclear ribonucleoprotein L-like. Bases 941 to 2308 code for a protein of 455 amino acids. Gene Ontology annotation, cellular component: nucleus. The record is from RefSeq and is a predicted model, not a curated record. NCBI's taxonomy places the organism in Eukaryota, Metazoa, Arthropoda, Branchiopoda, Diplostraca, Daphniidae. Gene Ontology annotation, biological process: mRNA processing; regulation of RNA splicing. The transcript has 14 exons. Gene Ontology annotation, molecular function: mRNA binding.